This is a messenger RNA of Clunio marinus, 2513 nucleotides long. Lineage: Eukaryota; Metazoa; Arthropoda; Insecta; Diptera; Chironomidae. The record is from the annotation of a GenBank genome assembly.
CCAAUGAAUUUGUUCAACAACAAUGUGUUCACAAUAUGUCUUGAAGGGUUAAGACGUGAACAACGCAAGUCAUUCAGUGAAAAUAUUAAGAAAAUGAAAGCUUUCUUCAUUUUGUGUAUGAUAAGCUCAUUAAGAAGUGAACCACAACUAGAUUUGCCAAAAAUCCACACUACAUCGCCCCCAUCACAUGAUGGUCGGGAACGUCCGGAAGUUUUAGUGUUGCCAAAUAGUUACACAAGUGAAAAGCAUGAUACACAAAGGAAAAGUCCACCUUACGAUAGUAUCGAAAACGACGAAUAUCCAGUAAAUCAGAAGAUUCAAGAACGAGUUAGAUAUGAUUACAUUCCAACUAAAUUUGACUCUAAUCGUGAUAAUGUCAAAGUAACACCUAAUAAUGAUGAUUAUGAUAUUAGAAAUCAACAAUUUCCGAAUCAUAAUUAUCAAAAUAAUUUCAAUAAUCCCUAUGGAGGUGAUGCCUUCAAUAAUGGAAAUGGAUUUCAACAAAAUCCUUAUGACGCUGAAUAUGAAAGAAAAAUUCGAAUUGAAACUGAAAAUCUUCGUAAAUUUCUAAUCGAGAUUGAUAAGAAAAACUCAGCCGAAUGCACUUUGAAUGUUGCAGCUCAGUGGGCUUUUGAAACAAAUGUUAAUGAAGUUACUCAGAUCGAUGCUUUAGCAGCUCAACAAAGAUAUUCUGAUUAUAUGCGAUCAAUUUGGGAACAAAUUAAAUUGAUUGAUAAGACGUCUUUAUAUGAUGAAAACCUUCAUCGCCAAUUAAAACUUCUAGCUUCCAUUGGACCAUCAGCUUUGCCAGCUGAUCAAUUAGAUCGGUAUAAUAGAAUUAUCAACGACAUGUUGGCAAUUUACAACAGUGCAACAAUUUGUGGAUAUGAACAACCAUUUCAAUGUUCUUUAAGACUUCAACCACAUCUCAAAGAAAUUAUGGCAAAAAGUCGAGAUUGGGAUGAGUUGACUUGGGUAUGGACAGAAUGGAGAAGAAAAGCGGGAAAACCAAUAAGAGAUUUAUUUGAGCAACUCACAGACUUAACCAAUGAAGCUGCAAAUUAUAAUAAUUACAAAGAUGCUGCUGAAUAUUGGUCGUUCCAAUUUGAUACUCCAAACUUUCGUUAUGAAAUGGAAGACGUUUGGAAGGAAAUUCUUCCCUUGUACGAACAACUUCACACUUAUGUGCGACGAAAGCUGAGGGAGUUUUAUGGCCCUGACAAAAUCAACCGCAAUGCUCCGUUACCCGCCCAUAUCCUUGGCAAUAUGUACGGUCAAAGUUGGAAUAUUUUAGACAUAACAGUUCCAUAUCCCGGUCGAUCAAAUUUAGAUGUGACCCCAGCAAUGAGAGCUCAAGGCUACUCACCUUUGAUCAUGUUUCAACUUGGAGAAGAGUUCUUCACGUCAAUGAAUAUGACGGCAAUGCCACCGGAGUUUUGGGCGCAUUCAAUAUUCGAAGAACCUGUCGACAGGCCAGUGUUAUGUCAGCCGUCAGCGUGGGAUUUCUGUAACGGCGCAGAUUAUCGAAUCAAAAUGUGCACCGAUGUAACUCAUAAAGACUUCGUAACCGUUCACCAUGAGCUGGCUCAUAUUCAAUAUUUUUUGAAUUAUCACAACAAUCCCAAAGUGUUUCGUGAUGGCGCAAAUCCAGGAUUUCAUGACGCUAUUGGUGAUGCUAUAAGCUUAUCAAUCACUCCGAAACAUUUGCAAGGUCUUGGACUUAUUCAAAAAUCUAUUGACGAUACAGCCCACGAGAUCAACUUCUUAUUCGCCAUGGCAAUGGAUAAAGUUGUCUUCUUGCCAUAUGCAUUGGCCUUGGAACAAUGGCGAUUUGAUGUCUUUAGUAAAAAGGUCCACAAGGAGCAGUUCAACUGCCAUUAUUGGUUAUUAAGGGAGAAGUAUGGGGGAAUAAAACCACCAGUCUUAAGAUCAGAAUUGGAUUUCGAUCCCGGAGCUAAAUAUCACGUUCCAGCUAACGUACCAUACAUGAAAUAUUUCUUCUCAACAGUUUUUCAGUUUCAAUUGCAUCGUGCCAUGUGUAUUGCAUCGAAGGAAUUCGAUCCUUCAAAUCCCUCAAAGCCAUUACAUAAAUGCAGUAUUUAUCGUCAUCAUGAAGCUGGUCACAUGUUGAAAAAAUUAAUGUCAAAAGGAGCAUCACAGCCUUGGCAACAUACGAUUCAGGAAGUUAUGGGUGAAGGUCGCCUUGAUGGAUCAGCUGUUCGCGAAUAUUUUAAACCACUUGAAGAAUGGCUGCGUAAUGAAAAUCUAAGAAAUCAAGAAUAUCUCGGUUGGAAUUACGAUGGUGAUUAUUGCAAAAAAAGUAUUGAGACGGCGAAUCUUCAAGUGUUUGGUGGCUUCUAUAAUGAUUCUACUUACGCUUCGAUAAGCACGAAGGGCUUGAUCUCUUCAAUUUUCCUUAGAUUUUGCUUCCAAUUCAGUUUUGAUUAUUUUUAUAAAUAAAUGUUUAGAUGUAAAUUAAUAUUUAAAAAUAAAAUGAUGAAAGUUUUACUUUU